UCCCGCACUCAUUUCUAGGGUUUUCUUUCUGCUUCUCUCCUUCUUCCUCCUCAGAAAACCUCCUCGCCCCUUCAAAAAUCUAAUUCUUUCUCAAUCUCGCCAUUUCCUCCUUCCACCCACUCCCCCCAAAAGAAAUUUACCACCGUCCAAUCUCCUCAAGCCGUGGUGAUGAAUCACCACCGUCGAUUAUUCCGCCAUCGUUUCCAGAUUAGCCGUUGCUUUUCAUCUCCAUCCCUGUCAUUCGAUCCACCUCCAGCUAUCCUCCAACGAAGAGUUGUCGUCACCGGUUUGGGAAUGGUUACGCCGCUUGGCUGUGGAGUAGAGACCACAUGGAGGCGAUUAAUUGAUGGCAGAUGUGGAAUCCGCGCGCUUACCCCGGGAGAUCUUAAGAUGGAAGGUUUCGACAAGGAGACUACGCUGCAUACGUUCGAGCAGCUGGUGUCCAAAGUUGCGGCCAUUGUGCCUUCUGGAACCGAUGAGGGUGAAUUCAAUGAGGAAAUAUGGCUACGGUCUAAGGACCAUAGAUCCAUUGCAAGGUUUAUAGCCUAUGCACUAUGUUCAAGCGAGGAAGCGCUUAGAGAUGCAAACUGGAUGCCAAGUGAUUUGGAGAAGAAGGAGAGGACGGGUGUUUCUAUUGGCGGAGGCACUGGUAGCAUUAGUGACAUUUUGGAUGCGGCACAAAUGAUUUGCGAGAAGCGCUUACGUCGACUUAGUCCCUUUUUCAUACCGCGAAUCUUGAUCAACAUGGCAGCAGGUCACGUGAGCAUGAAAUAUGGAUUCAAGGUGCCAAACCAUGCUGCAGUAACAGCUUGUGCUACUGGUGCUCAUUCAAUCGGGGAUGCUGCAAGGAUGAUUCAAUUUGGAGAUUCAGAUGUCAUGGUAGCUGGAGGAACAGAGUCCAGCAUUGAUGCUCUUUCUAUAGCGGGAUUUUGCAUAACUCUGUGUUUGUGUAGGUCAAGGGCAUUGACUACGAAGUAUAAUUCUCUCCCAAAGGAAUCUUCUCGACCAUUUGACUGUGAUCGAGAUGGAUUUGUGAUAGGCGAAGGUUCUGGUAUUAUGGUAUUGGAGGAACUUGAACAUGCACGGGAUCGAGGAGCAAAAAUUUAUGCCGAGGUUCGAGGCUAUGGGAUGUCAGGUGAUGCACAUCACAUAACUCAGCCACACACUGAUGGGAGAGGUGCUAUUUUGGCCAUGACGCGCGCACUUGGGCAGUCUGGGAUUCAUCCAAAUCAAGUGGACUACGUAAAUGCCCAUGCUACGUCUACACCUUUGGGUGAUGCCAUAGAAGCCAGUGCGAUAGAAUCCAUGUUUUCAGACCAUGCAACAUCGGGCACUUUAGCCCUCUCCUCUACCAAGGGUGCUACUGGUCAUCUACUUGGGGCAGCUGGGGCAGUAGAAGCAAUCUUUGCGGUCUUAGCUAUACACCAUGGGAUUGCACCGCCAACAUUGAAUCUUGAAAACCCAGACCCCAUUUUCCAUGACGGUUUCAAACCUCUAAGUGCCCCAAUGAAGAUGCCGAUAAGAGCUGCUCUCUCGAAUUCUUUUGGUUUUGGUGGCACAAAUGCAUCCCUGCUGUUUGCUUGUCCCCCUUAAGACAAGAUGGCAACAUGAUUGUUGCUGCAAGCUUUGAAAAAUAUGACAAAAGAGUAGUUAGAAGCGGGCCUUUGUGAUCUUUGACCAUUUCAAGGAAUGGCUUUUACUGAAUUUUCCAAUUUCAGGUCAGUUAAAAUCAAUGGCUGAUAAUGUUUAUUUGAUGCUGUGUGGGGCUGGCAAUGGCUUUUGAGGUGGCCUGCUGUGGGGUGAAAAAUGUAGGUGGUUGUCUUGGCUUACAAACUAUACUGAUAAGCUUCAAAUAGGUAUCAUGCAGUGCUUGAUCUGGGAAUAUCUCCUCUCUUUUUUUUCUUCUUCUUCUUUUCUUUUUAGUUCUGCAUUGUUGGGGUCUGUUUUGUCGUUAUCCACUCCGUUGAUAUGGUUGAUCCUAUUGUGUAUGCCUAAUCUUUGGCCUUUCCGGCUCAGUGUAGGCUAUCAGUGUAUUUACUUUCUUAACCAUCUAUUCGUUGGUCAUCAAUUGAAGGUUUAGAUUUUAAAUUGAGUGA
This is a messenger RNA of Magnolia sinica, 2096 nucleotides long. RefSeq names its product 3-oxoacyl-[acyl-carrier-protein] synthase, mitochondrial. The transcript has 14 exons. The record is from RefSeq and is a predicted model, not a curated record. The coding region runs from base 169 to 1593 and encodes 474 amino acids. Gene Ontology annotation, molecular function: 3-oxoacyl-[acyl-carrier-protein] synthase activity. Lineage: Eukaryota; Viridiplantae; Streptophyta; Magnoliopsida; Magnoliales; Magnoliaceae. Gene Ontology annotation, biological process: fatty acid biosynthetic process.